CACACAUCAUGGGCUGGUAACAAACAUAAGGACAACCUAGGGCUUGAUUUGCUCUUUACACUGCCUAGCCUUUUUCCCCUUCCUGCUGGUACUUUGUCACCAGCUGAAAGUGUAUAGUUUUUUUCCUAUGCCACUUUGAGCAACAGGUGCCCUUUUUGCUUCCUUCAAGGGGGCCCUGGCACAAGCAUAAGUUUUACUGGGACUCUAACAGGAAAGGCACAGAAAGUCACUGUGGUGCUUUUGAUUGGAAAACUAUUCCGGACCGGGGAAUUGACUCUUGAGAUUGUGCUUUCAGCCUGUUAGUGCAUGAGAGAGAUGGAAGCACGGUCCUCCACCACCAUGACUACACUAGUCGAAAUCAAGAAUGACGUGAGUCUACAUCAAACACGUUCGUCCAAACGCACCUUAACUGAUGACCUGUACACCACAUUCAGCUCUCCUGUGGCCUGGAUCCUCGUGCUGGCUCUCGUUGUAACCUGGUCGACCGUGGCUGUCAUAAUGUUUGGCCUGCUCAACAGCAAGGGUCUUGAAGGACCCCAGCCACACCAUGUCAGGAAAACAUUAAAGGAAGCAGCUAGCCUUAGAGGAGGUAUUCAGCACAUCAGCCCUGAUCCCAUGAAGACAGUGAGUGAAGCCAUGGAAGACUCUACUGAUUGGAUAACAUCAACCUUGACUUUUAUGACUAAUUUGCUAGCCCCGGAAGAGGAGGAGGAGGAAGGUGAGCGUCAUUUUGUGAGGAAAAAAGGAGAAUUCUUGCCACCGAGGAAAAAAGUUGCAGAGAUAUGGGCCAAGGAGAUGUUAGAAGACGAAGGGGAUUAUGAGGAGGAAGAGGAAGAUGAGGUGCUUGCUCUUGAAGAGGAGGAGGAAGAAGAAGAAGAAUAUGGGGAUGAAGAGGAAGAAGAGGUAGAAGAAAGUGAUGAGGAGAUCGUAGAGGAGGAAGAAGAGGAGGAGGAAUUAGCAAAGGAAGCAGUGGUGGAGGAAAAGAGAAAAGAGGAGGCUGAAAAAAAGGAGAAUGAGGAAGCUGAUGCUCAUAAUGAGGAAGAAAAAGAAGAUGAAGAGGAGGAAGCAGCAGCAGAAGUUGUGCAGAAGGAGGAGGACAAAGAAAAGGAGGAAGAGGAGGCUGAUGCUGAGCAGGAAGAAGAACAUGAAGAGGAAGCUGCUGCUGCUGCUGCUCCUGCUGUCAAGAAGAAAGAUACUCCGAUCCCUGCUGAUUCUGAUGAGGAGAAAGAAGAAACUGCAGAAGUCACUUCUAAAGAAACCGAGAAAAGAAAAAAAGAUACUCCUGCUGAUGACAAAGAUGAUGACCAAAAAGAUGACCAAAGCGAGGAAAAAGAUGUUGCCGAUGAGGCCCAAGAGGCUGAUAUCGCCAUAGCUGUUGGUAUUAUAGCUGAUGCUGGUGCUACAGUCGCUGAUGUUAAAGUGCAAGAAACUGGUGAGGAAUCUAUACUUCUUAAAGCUGAUUCAAAGCUAUUAACAACCAUAGAGGAGAGUGCUGCUAAAGCUGAUAAUGCAGUGGCUGAUUUAGCUGACUCACAAGAUGGCUUAAGCGCUACUGAUGACCAUGAUGAUAAGAUGAUAAAAGAGCUACCUGACGAUCAUGGUGAGGUUACAGAAGACGGUCUUGAAGAUGAGACUGGUAAUGGACUGAUAGACGCUGACUCUGAGAAAGAUAUAACACGUGAAGUUGAGGGUGUUUUUGAGGAGCCUGAGCUAGCCGAUGAUGUUGCAGAUAAGGAGGAGCAGGAGCAAGAGGGAAAAGAGGAGGGAGAGGAACAGAUAAGGGUUGAGGAUGAUGAUGAUGAUGAUGCUGCUGCUGCUGAUGAUGAUGAUAUUAUAGUAACAGCACCUGUAGUUAGUUCUGACGCAGGUGGAGAUGAGACAACAGUGGUGGCUGAUGAAGAUGGUGACUCUUCACCUGAAAAAGACAUAACAACCCUGAAAGAAGAGGAGAAAGAUGAAAAGGAUGAAAGCGCAGAGGAGGCGGAAAUCGCUGAAAAAGCACCAGAACCAGAACCGGUCCCUAAAGCGGCAGCCAAGGAAGCGAAAGAAAAAGAAGCAGAGGAGCCUGUGGCAGAGGCUGAAAAAGAAGACAAACACAAAGAGGCCUCUGCCUGUCCUUGUAUGCAUUCAGUAAUACCUAAAGAGCCUCAAAAAGCCCAAGACACUAAACCAAAGGAAGAAAAAGCUGAACCUGAGAAAGAAAAGAAAAGAGAAGCUGAGACUAAGAGAAGGGAACCCCUGCUUAAAGAGAGGAAAGAAAAAGAGUCUCCAGUAAGAACAAGACUAGAAAAAGCAAAGAAAGCUCCAAAAGCAAAGACAGCGGCUGUCAACAUACCCAAAAAGAGAAGAUCUCGAGCCUCAGAGGAUGUGGAAGUGUCAGCUGCUCCAGCUCUGAUACAGGAUCUUCCUAUGUGCCGACCAACACCUGUGUACUGCCCAGCGCCCCCUGGCUGGUAUGUGCAUCAUAUAGUUACAAGUAGCCCAUUACCACCAUCCGAUAUUCCAGAAUCAGAAGUUCAAAUUUCAACAACUAAUCAAGCUCCUACUCUACUGAAAGAACCAGAAGCUGCUUUGGCAAAACCAAAACAAGCCACUAAAAAGAAAGAACCAGCAGUGCCUAAAGAAAAAGCCAAAGUAGCUCCUACAAAGAAGGACCCCACAGUUACUAAAGCCAAAGCAAAACCUUCAGUGGCAAAGAAAGAGCCAACAGCUGUGAAAGAGAAGUCUAAAAGGACAGAGCGAAUGAUCUCUAAAGAAAAGGCUAAACCUAUCUCUACUAAGAAAGAAGAGAAAGCUGGAAAAGAAGUGAAGCCCAAAGCAGAGGUCAAAAAGAAGGCUGCACCAACACCGAGAGUCAAUCAAGCCACUGAAGAAGUUGUGGCUGAGACACCAGCACCAGCAAAAGAUCUGAAAGCAGAGGAAAAUGUCACGGAGGGGAAAAAGCCAGGCAAGAUACCAUACUUCCAGUGUGUUUUAAUGAGUUCUAAAUCCAGCCAGUAUCCACUGCGGCCCAUGUCCCCAGCUAUGAGUCCAGCUAUUAACCCCACCAUGAUGAGAGCCAUGAUGGAGCAGAGGGCUGCGUUACUGCAUCAGAAAACCUGUGCAGCUGGCCAGUAACUGGACGACAGACCUCGUCCGGCCCUGGCAGGUGCAAACUGCUCAUGAACUUCUGUAAAAACACAGUGCUGCUAGGCUCUCAAGAGCUGUCCACCUAAAACAUAAGAGACUUUAACAAAUAAUGAGUUGAGGUCCCUGGUUUUUCAGUGAACACUCUCCAUUCGUUCAUAAGUGGUUUUUUUUUUUGUUUUUUUUAUCUGUACGGUGGCCGAGAUAGCUCAACGCGCUGCAAUUUAAGAAAACACAUGCAAAUUGAAAAAACAUCAGUAAAUAAAAAAAACAAACAUCAUCAAUUUGACAACACAAUGCAUAUAUCUAAACGUGCUGCAAAAUCAUCAAAACACAUGCUUAUAAUGAAAUGAGCUGCAAAAUCUCAUAACACAUGCAUAUAACGAAAUGCGCUUCAAAAUCAUCACAACACAUGCAUAUAACGAAGUGCGCUGCAAAUUCAUCACAACACACGCAUAUAACGAAAUGCGCUGCAAAAUCAUCACAACACAUGCAUAUAACGAAAUGCGCUGCAAAAUCAUCACAACACAUGCAUAUAACGAAGUGCGCUGCAAAUCCAUCACAACACAUGCAUAUAACGAAAUGCGCUUCAAAAUCAUCACAACACAUGAAUAUAACGAAGUGCGCUGCAAAUUCAUCACAACACACGCAUAUAACGAAAUGCGCUGCAAAAUCAUCACAACACAUGCAUAUAACGAAAUGCGCUGCAAAAUCAUCACAACACAUGCAUAUAACGAAAUGCGCUGCAAAAUCAUCACAACACAU
This is a messenger RNA of Carassius auratus (goldfish), 3891 nucleotides long. RefSeq names its product triadin-like. Gene Ontology annotation, molecular function: signaling receptor binding. Gene Ontology annotation, cellular component: sarcoplasmic reticulum; membrane. Bases 307 to 3117 code for a protein of 936 amino acids. The record is from RefSeq and is a predicted model, not a curated record. The transcript is spliced from 28 exons. Lineage: Eukaryota; Metazoa; Chordata; Actinopteri; Cypriniformes; Cyprinidae.